Molecule: messenger RNA, 992 nt
Organism: Darwinula stevensoni
Lineage: Eukaryota; Metazoa; Arthropoda; Ostracoda; Podocopida; Darwinulidae
Source: the annotation of a GenBank genome assembly
AACCUGGUGUUGCAGCGGGAAGGAUGAAGCACGUCGACGGUGGCCUCCUCGUUUUCGCCCUCCUCCUGUUUCUUCAUGAAAGCCUUCAGCAGACUUGUCCUCCUGCUCCUUCUCAUCUCUCACUGGCAAGCACGCCAUGCGGACUGUCCAACCUGGCCCGAGACGGAGCGACAGACGUAGAGGCGAGGCAGCUGAGCGCGGCGAGUCCGAACUGGUUCGUCCGCGCGUGGAAUGGGUUCCUGAGCGUGCUGGCGGGAGGACUGAGACAAGGGGACCCGCUCAUCAUCAACGGGGCUCCGGCCUCCAUCUCCGAGGCCCCGUUCAUGGCGCAUCUCAGCGUCGACUUCUCCUCGGGGACGAGUAGCUCGUGCAGCGCCUCCAUCAUCGGGGAUCAGUGGAUCCUCACCGCCGCUCACUGCAUCACUCGAGCGGGGAACAAGGGGACCACCCUGGCGAGCAAGGUGACGGUCCGCGUGGGGAAUGCGGAUCGGACGGCCGGAAGCGGCAUCUCGUCCACUUCCUUCAAGUACCACUCCAACUUCGACCGAUCGAACCUGCGGAAAGGGUACGACAUCGCCCUCAUCCGCCUGCCGACGAGCCUCGCGUUCGGUCCGACCGUCCAGCCGAUCUGCUACCCGACGUCGGACGACCUGGGGACGGCCGCGGCCGCAUGCGACAAGAAGGCCUACGGGUGGGGCGUCCUCUCCAUCAAGGACUACUUGAAGAGGAGAACCUCUCGAACGUUGCAGAAACUGGACGUGACCGUGUCUGAUCGAGCUGCCAGGGAUUGCAGUGCCGUGGAUGGCAUUCACGUGUGCGUCUGGGGAACUCCCUCGUCUAGCGGGCCCUGCAACGGCGACAGCGGCGGCCCGUUGGUCGUCCGUUACGGCGACCAAGCCUACGAGGCGGGGCUGCUCUCCGGCUCCGUGUCAACGAAGGACAAAUGCACCGGCCGCUUCUAUUACACCAGGACCUCCGCUUUCGCCGAUUGG